Haliotis rubra (blacklip abalone) is the source of this 2931-nucleotide messenger RNA. RefSeq names its product serine/threonine-protein phosphatase 6 regulatory ankyrin repeat subunit C-like. Lineage: Eukaryota; Metazoa; Mollusca; Gastropoda; Lepetellida; Haliotidae. The record is from RefSeq and is a predicted model, not a curated record. The transcript is spliced from 8 exons. Gene Ontology annotation, molecular function: protein binding. Bases 1250 to 2458 code for a protein of 402 amino acids.
CCUUUAUGGGGCUAUAAACCUCUGCUGGACUGGCAAUAGGGGUACACAGAUGGAAAGACAUUGGAUUACGUUAUACUGAAUUGGUAGAUGGAAGACCUAGAGUGGUGAAUGCUCUUCAAAAAUAGUGGAAGUGUUUGUAGGUUUGGAAUUGUCUUCUAUCCUUGCGUGAGUGUAAAGCGGAAUUAACGGAGGUCCCGCUUCCGUAUCUCACCAUCACUUGUGAGAUCCAUAUAAUGAAUUAUUUGAAGUGGAUAACUGCUGAUUGAUUCCAGGGGGAGCGCUUGUACAGGCAGAGUUCUCCUGCAAGAUUUGAUUGAUUUUUGGAACUUCUCAAGUGUACCCGCCUUGCCGCUAGUGCGUUUUAAGGUCGUUGCUGUCGUUGCUACGCACCUAUCAACCGAAGACCAUCCAUGUAGUUGUUGACGCCGAUGAUACCUGCGUUAAUGAAGAGUGAGAACGGUCGUUGUGGUGGACGUGCUAGAGAUACAGUGAUGGGACAUGUUGGCGACAGAUGCUAGGAGAUACAGCUGAUAGCAUCUCGCGCUGUUAUUGUUGUGUGGAUUUUGUAUCGGCGCUGUGACAUAUUGUUUCAUAUCAUCACGACUGGACUCUCAUUUACUGCUGGUCCACACAGAUGUGUACCUAUAACUGCCGUCUGUGGAAGUAUGCUGAAACCGAAUCUGUGAGUUGGCAUGUGGUGUUGUGAUAUCGGUAACAACAGGGGCAGAUCAAUGGGGAAAACAUGUUUCCAGCCACAUGGGACUCUGCCUAGCACAGGAGACAACCAAUCUGAUACACGAAUACCAUAUCUCUGACACUGGAUUGGACAUAGAAAGUAUCGACUCGGAUGCUCAUCGCUAGUUUAGUUAACUGUUUAGAACUGUUCGGACGUGAAAGAAUGUUCAGGGCAUUGGCCAGUGUGAUUAGAACUUCAGACACGGGAGGUAAUCCUUCACAGAUUCACAGACAUUCACACACAUGAACAGUCUUCUAGAUCACUCGCUCGUUGAAACCCUUGUUGUCGGAUAGUCAGGCGGCAACAAUUGAUAGAGGCCGAGUGAAUUCAUUCGGUGACUGAAUGGGACGAUAGAGAUCCACUAGCACGUCUUAGUAACUCCUGACCUCGUCAAUAUUUACGUCCCCACCACAGACGGUGUGUUAUGGUCACGGAGGGUUGGUCCCGUGUUCUAGGAGUGCUGGACACGUGGGUGUGAGGGUACCUAACGUCUACCGUCCCGGGGACUCAGGCAUGGAGGCCCGCAGUAAACUGCGGGAAUAUCUCUCCAAGGGGAACGUGAAACAGUUGAAUAAGUUGCUGAAGGACUUCCCUCCGCGAGCCGUCGCCCAGAGAGUCAACGAAGAACUUGAACCGAAUGGGACCACUCCUCUGAUUUUUUGUGCCAAAGCGUUGAAGGAGAGUGAUGGAGAUGAGGAGGAGGAUUACGUAGAGUGUUGUUUGGUUCUGAUUAAGAAUGGUGCCAACGUUAGGGCUAAGACUACGGAAGGGCACACAGCCCUCCAUUGGGCAGUCUCCUGUAGUACAUCUAACCUGGCUGCAAUACUACUGUCAGCAGGGGCAGACCCAAAACAAAAGGAUCAAAACGGGAUUAACGCCUUACAGGUGGCGAUUAAGGACGGUAGCGCUGAUAAUGUGAAAGUGAUACUCGACAAGCGGCCUCAGCUGGCCGAUGAGCGAGAUGAGUUUGGUAUGCCACCUGUCAUCCUUGCUCUGCAGCAGUACCAGGAGGACAUAGUGCGCCACCUGGUGGAGGCAGGAGCAGACGUCAACAUUCAAGAGGCGCGAAAUCUCAGAACACCUCUUCAUUAUGCACUGUACACCAAAAAGUUGAAGAUACUCGAGUUCCUAUUGGGCCACAACCCGGACCUGACGAAGACUGACCACCGAGGAACCACCAUAGUCCACCGCUCCAGUGCAAUACGUGACAAGCAGUACCUGGAGGCGGUGGUGAGGCUGAGCAAGUCUCCGCCAGGCACACUGUGGAGGAUGGCAGAUGAGGAGGGCAACACGGCCGUCAUGUUGGCGUGUCAGAACGACAACUACGACCAAUUAGUCAUCCUUCUCGAACAAGGGGCGACGGUAUCCGACCAUGACAAGUACGGACGAACAGCUUUACACCACUGCGUGGAGAAUACGGAUACAGAGUGUGCAGAGCUUCUUCUUAAAACGGAUACCUCGUUAUUAAACACGCCCGAUAAGGAAGGUCUGACUCCUCUGCAUAUGGCCGCCAUUACGGGAAAUAGCAACCUUCUACGUCUGCUCCUGAAAAAGGGCGCGAAUCUGACAUGUCGUGAUCAGGAAGGACACACAGUGGUACACUGGGCUACAGUAACGGGUCACACAGAGUGUCUGGAGAUCCUGAUCGAACACGACGCCGAUCUCUCCACCCCCCGACAAGCACAAAGCGUGCCCCAUCCACUAUGCUGCUCAGAUAGCUAGAGACGGCAGGGAGGACAGUACCCAGGUGCUCAGACUGCUACUUCAGCACCAGGUGCCAUACGACGUCACCGACAAAGAUGGCCGCCAACCACUGUUAUGGGCAGCUAGUGCAGGUAAUCCCCCUGCAUGUCAGAUUCUAGUCGAGGCUGGUGCCGACCCAAAUGUCAUAGACAACGAUGGACUGACAGCUCUACACUGUGCUGCCAGUCGCGGGCAUACGGCUUGUGUGGAGACGCUGCUGUCAAAGUGCAAAGCCAAAGUUGAUCCCGAGGACAGAAACAACUGCACACCGCUGUUCUACGCCAUCACCCUCGGCAACAUCGAUUGCAUGAAGAUGUUGGUGCAGCAUCACGCCGGCACAGCACACGUGGACAAUAAAGGCAGAUCUCCCGCUCAUUGUGCCGCCCUUAAAGGGUCCCAAGAAGCUCUCCGGCUCCUUCAAAAGAAUAAAGCGGAUCUGUGGUCGCCUAGCC